UAUAAAGGUACUGCCCAGGUCAAAAUGAGAACGAAACAGAGCCUGAGAUCGUACAGCACUCCUCCUGCAUUGGAAGUGAUCUUUGAAGCAGCAUGCAGCUCUCCAGCAACUCCCUGCACACGCUGUCGCUCCUCGCUGGGAUCCUGUCUCUGGCUGUAGUUCUGACCUGCGCUGCACCCCUGACGGAGUUUUCUGGAGAAGUAGGAUUUUCCUUGGAGGACCCGGACUUCCAGAAGUUUGUUGCCAACAGCUUUGAUCUGACAAGCAAAAUCCAGAGCCAGCUCCACGCACUGCAGCUCCCCUCGGACUCGGAUCUGGGAGUGAUGGAGAGCCGGCUGCAGGUCCCCAGCACCCCUCUCAGGGAGUGUCUCUCCAAAAUCCACGUGGAGAGCUGUCUGGCCCAGAUUCACGCUGGUUUGCGUUUGUAUCGCAGUUUCCUCCCUGUGGUUCAGGAACAUGUGGAGCCAGCGCAGCGCCAUCACGUGGAGAUGCUCUCCCACGACGCCAAGGACCUCCUGCAACAAAUACACCAGCAGAUGCUGUCUCUUGAGCUGCCCCUGGUUAGCUACCCCGAUGAGGAGGGGGGCCCGUCCUCUCAUCAGCCCUUCCUGGGGGGGUUGAGCGGAGAGUCGGAGCGCCGCGUCGGGAGCUACAUCCUCCUUCGCAACUUCCAUAGCUUCAUACUGUCAGUGUACCGAGCCCUGCGCAGCCUGAAAAAACACUGACCAUCUGGGCCAGCUCCGAGCAGCGCCGAACAGCUGAGCAGCUCCGAACAGCGCCAAACAGCUCCGAACAGCGCCAAACAGAUCCGAACAGCGCCGAACAGCUCCGAACAGUGCAGAACGGGGCUGUUCGGAUAAUAGAGGUUUCACUGUAUAAUUUGGGUUAUAUUUAUUAUUUAUUAAAUUAUUUUAAUCACUGAUAAU
Polyodon spathula (Mississippi paddlefish) is the source of this 926-nucleotide messenger RNA. RefSeq lists its product as uncharacterized. Gene Ontology annotation, molecular function: cytokine activity. The transcript is spliced from 5 exons. Gene Ontology annotation, cellular component: extracellular region. The coding region runs from base 93 to 725 and encodes 210 amino acids. Lineage: Eukaryota; Metazoa; Chordata; Actinopteri; Acipenseriformes; Polyodontidae. The record is from RefSeq and is a predicted model, not a curated record. Gene Ontology annotation, biological process: immune response; positive regulation of myeloid cell differentiation.